AUGGGCGACGACUCUCCCCGCUCCCUGCCCCUCCCCCCCGGCGCUGCUCAGCCUCUCCCCCGCAUCCCGAGCCCCGCCCCGAGCCAGCUCUCAGAGUUCGCAUCUGUCAACGGCACAAACGGCCUCUACGGCUCGACCUCGAGACGCCCUCUACCCCAACCUUCGCCUUCAAAGUCAAGCCUGGCCCCCAACCGCUAUCCAAACCGUCCCCAAGGCGACACCGAGGCGCCGCGAAUUGUGUCGGGGCGGAGAGCUUUGCCUACCCCUCCCGCGGUUUCCAACGGCGUAGUGUCGAGAAGCGAUGAAGCGCCGCGAAGUCGUGCGCUGCCUACACCACCGAGCGGACCACCGCCACCUCCUCCCCCACGACCUCCCUCAGAUCAUACGUACAUGGAUACUCGGGCCAAGCCUCAUUUGCCUGUUCAGCCUGACAGAGCUGCGGCAUUGCGAUCCGGGGGUUCCUCGUCGUCCAUGUCGACUGGUCAGAGCUACCGUCCGGAAUCCGAGCGCAGCUCUAUCUAUACGUCCGAGUAUGCUCCCUCGGACUAUAGUCGCGAUGCUGGAACCCUGCCGUCUUCCGUCUCCAGCCAUACUGCAGCCAAGCCACCUCUGCCAAAGGUCUCGAUAGACAAUGCUGACAAAGAGUGGCUUCCUAUACUAGAGAAGUUCAAUAUACCAAGCGGAGAAGGGACUCUACAAGCGCCUUCAGCUGCUAAAGAUCCUAACAGCGGCCCUGGGACGCCUACCCAGCGCGAUUGGGAGUCCGACUACUUUCAGCAACCUUCUGGUGGGCGAGAUAGAGCUGCCAGUGCUGUCACAAUGAAGGCGGGUGAUGACAGUAUAUAUGGUCCCUUGACACCAAGGAAUGACGAUGCGAGCUCGGUGCGCUCCUCUGUGGCAACCCCGGGCAACGCCAGCCAGGCCAUGAAUGAGCUCUGGCAACAAGAUAGCUUGAAGCACGUCGAGACGCCUGACUCGGGACCUUCCUUGAGCAGCCCCUCAGUCCGUCAUGUUCCAGACCCUCCCCAUCGCCAAUCCUCUUCUACAUCCUCCCUCCACCCUUCUAUCACUUCUGCCCGAUCUCAACAAUCCCAAUUCCCCCUUUCUCCCUCAUGGACCCAGCAAACACAGCCUCCCUCACAUUGGGUCGAGCGCAAGCUGCAGAUCCACGCAUCUCAUCGGAAUUCGGGCCAUUCGUUUGACGAUGGAUUUGAGGAAGGUCCCAGUGGCGGUUGGGAAGAGGACGAGUGGGAAGAGGGGGAAGAGGAGGGAGAGGAAGAUGUGGACGAGGGGCGGUUCUUCCAGCCUGCUUUCCUGAGCGAGAUGGCUUUGCAGCUGAGGGAUCGGGUCGAGCGACGGAGACAUAUCAAGUCCGGCAUUGCCUGGGUUGGUAGUUUUACAGGCAAAGAUAUCGUCACUGCGAUCCAAAGCAUGCUCCCCUCACAUACCAGGGAAGGACCCAACGACAGGCGAUUCGCCCUCACUCUUGCCCAAAGUCUCCAAAAUCAGCUCUGGUUUGUCGAGGUCGACUGGGACAUCAAACCUUUGCGAGACUCUCCCGAUGAUGUCUUUAGAUUCAUGGGCGAGAUGGAAGGGAUGGGAUCUGGAGGUGAUGCGCUCACCACAGAGUUGCCAAAGGGGUUGAUGACGAUGGCGACGAGAUGCUAUGCCCCGUCAUGUUCUGGAGACGGGCGCUGUUAUGCUCCCCGCUGUCCGUACAGGACUGGACCUAACGCGUUCCUUCCUCGCAAAGACACGACACCUCUCCCAACACCUGCCAGUAGUAUACGGGGAGUGGGUUGGAAAGAGGAUCUAGAUCCCAUCACACUGCAUGGGCUGAGCCCACAAGAGAUCACUCGGCAGGAUGUAAUUCGCCAAGCUCUUGCUUCCGAGGUAGCCUAUCAGGCGGAUUUGGCGGCUAUGGAGACCCUCUACGUCAAUCACCUGCGUACGGCAGAGCCUCCGAUCAUCAAAGAUCCCAGGGACCGGGAGAACUUUAUACAAGAUGUCUUUCACAAUGCUGGUCAGCUGAGAGAGGCUAGUGCGGCGUUGAUCGAAGAGUUUACGAUUAGGGUGCGGGAACAGCCUGUGAUUCGGUUUGUGGGAGACUUGUUUUUGCAAGCGGCGACCGAGUUUAGAAAUAUAUACCCAGAGUAUACGGGCAAGCUGCCGCAGGCGGAAGCUGCACUGAGUAAAGAGUUGGAGGAAAAUCCGGAGCUUCGGUUGUACAUUGAUCAAGUCGUCCGAGAGAAUGACCGUAGACGCGACCUCAAACACCUCCUCACUCGCCCUUCCUCACAACUACAACGCUACCCCGCCCUCCUCGAAGGUAUCCUCAAUGUCACAAACCCCGCGGAUGCCGAUUAUGACUUUCUCUCCCAGGCCCUGCAGUCUAUCCAAUCCAUCAUGUCCCUCUCUCAGCUCAAAUUGUUCCACGCCAGUAAAGGACGUGGGCCUGCGGCCAAGAUUAUGUGGUUCGAUCUGGUCGGAGAAGAGGCGCGAGCGGAAAUACCAAAGAAAGAGCAGAAGAGGCAGAUGCAUAUAUGGGAGUUGGUGCAGGGUGAGAUGGAGUACGUUGCCGAUCUGGAAGCCAUUGAGACGCUCUUUGUCGAUGGCUUGAGAACAGCGGAGCCGGCGGUCAUUGACCGAAACAGGUUGGAUGUCUUCCUUGACGAGGCAUUCCACAACUACCGAUCAUUGCUUGAAGUGCACUCUCGUCUGCUGCACAACCUGCAACAGCGACAAUUAGAGCAGCACCCGAAUGUGGGGAUGAUUUCGGAUUUGGUCUUUGACGCCGCUCUGAACUGGCAGGAGGCGUACAUGGAGUAUGUCACGCACUACCCUAUUGCCAAAGCCAAGGUUCAGGAAGAAGAACACAAGAAUCCAAUGUUUGCUGCUUUCCUCAAAACAUGCCUCAAGGACCCAGCUUCAAAUAGACAAGAUGUCUAUCAUUUUAUCAAUCGUCCUAUUCCCCGUCUUCUCCGAUACAACCUCCUAUUGGCCGACAUUCUCAAAUGCCUCAAAGAGACCAAACCUGCAGAUGACUCGGACAUUGACCAGAUCCCGCAAGUAAUGGAAGUCAUCGCCGAUCUCGGUAAAGCCACUCAGAAAGGUGUAGCUGUCAACGAAGCAAAAGUCGAGCUAUGGGGCUUCCAGAAGACUCUUGAUGGGGGCAGGUUCGGGCGCAAGAUGGUCGAUGAUUUGGAUCUGGUCAAUCCCAUGAGGGAGCUGAUACACAAGGGGAAGGUGUAUAGGCAGCCAGAAGGCAGUAUCACCAGUGGAUGGACAGAGCUGAGUGUGCUUCUGUUUGAUCAUUACCGUGAAGCGUCUAGGUCAUCCAAGAAGGACCAGCGCCAGGUCAGGUCUAUUGUCAACCGUCGCCCAAUUCCUCUUGAACUGCUUUCGCUUGGAUCUUUCGGUGACCCACCCCGUACACAACGUAUGGCUGGCCGGCUAUUCGGUGUCGGCGGUGCCUCUCAUAACGACGCCUCUGCCGAUGGCUCUGGGACAGACACUUCCAAGCUUUACCCGUUCAGCAUCUCGUUUAUUGGCGGACAAGAACGGCUCGGCGGAUCUUACACCCUCUGGACAGACUCUUACGCUGCUCGUCAAGAGUGGCAAGAAAAGCUGCAACAUGCCAAGGUAUUGAGGAAUGAGGUGGACGAUGCUGGCAAGGUCUUUGAAAUGAAUCCUUUGAGUGUGGACACCUUCUAUAUGCCCCCGAGCUAUGCCCUGCAUAAAGACAAGGAGAAAGAGUUCACCGGACGAGUGACCUGCAGUUGUCCUUUCACUACCCAAGAUGGCCGUCGACUCACAGCAGUCGGAUGCCAGGAUGGCGUGUGGAUUGGACUCCGUGGCGAUGCUCGAUCUCUCCGAAAAGUGUUGCACGUCAAAGCCGUCACCAACAUUGCGGUCCUCGAAGACUUCCAUGUCUUCCUGGUCUUAUCCGACAAGGCAGUCGUAGCCUACCAGCUAGAGGCCUUGGUACCCAGCGCCGGCCAAAAACCUGUCAAGUCCACUACGGAACGGAUCUCUGGGCCCAAAGAGGAGAUAUCUUCCUUCGUGGUCGGCAAGAUGGCGGACGAGUCUACCAACACCACGAGGAUGUUGGUUGUCAUGAUGAAGAUUGAAGCUACUCAGACAGUGUUCAAGGUCAUGGAGCCGGUAGCCAAGGAAACUGUCGAAGACGCGGCGAGGCAAAGACGGCCUUUCGGGUUCUCAUUGUCGGCCAAGUCGGAUUGGUUCAGAUCAUACAAGAUGUUCUACCUUCCGGCCGAGACAUAUGGGGUGCAUUUUCUCAAGAAACAGCUUGCCAUUGUCUGUUCAAAGGGCUUUGAGAUUAUGGAUCUCGGAAACCUCAAAGGAGGACCUAUCCCGAUGUUUGACGCCGCCAAAGUUAAGGAGAAGCCCGCUUUGGCGGAGCUGGAAAGCAGAUGCUCAAAGGGAAGGCCGAUGGGAAUGUUUAGGUCUACCGAGACAGAGUUCCUGCUAUGCUACGACACUUUCGGCGUCUUCAUCUACCGAUAUGGCGAGCCGAACCGAGACUACCGAGCUAUCGAAUGGGAGGGCAAACACGACAGUGUCGCCUUCCACCCUCCAUACAUCUUGCUCAUUUCGGCGCCAUUCAUCGAGGUCAGACAUGUCAAUACUGGCAAGCUGUUACAGAUCUAUACCGGCAGUGAUAUGAGAUUGACGUGGGACGGUUCUGGAGGCCAGAGGAAUGCGCCAAUGUUGAAGCCGGAUAAAUACGGUUAUGGGGACGAGACAAAGAUUCAAGAGCCUCAAAUACAUAUCGCUUGUCGGGCUUCCGACCAAAAGUCGGGUAAGGGUGGUCAGCCCAUCGGACAGGUUGUCUACGAACUGAGCCCGACAUUGCUACUCAACAAUCCCCUCAUGAACCCUUUCAAUACGCACGACUCCAACUACCUCCCACCGCCACCUCUCACAUCACAUGUCACUCCACAAAUCAGGCAAGCCCGUCCUCCCUCUGUUCGGAUUACCCACUCGGUGGACCAAGCGCACAACGCCCAUGGGAUGUACCAGAACGCCAACCCUUCAGGCUUUAUUGGAUCCUCCAACGCGGCAUCAUACGCUGGCCACCCCCCGCUCCAACAACGCCCCUCCUCCCUUGUUCAUCGUGAGAGCCAUCACUCGCGGGAUAGCAUGUCGUACCCCGAGUCUGGGUCAUAUGGACAUGGCGCGUCAUCUCAAGACAGUGCGGGACAGUUCCACCAAAGCCAACAAAGCUUAGGGGUAUACAACUCCGAACGGAAUCAUGGGGGAGGGUACGGAGGUCAUGGACAACAGUAUAGUCAAGAGUAUGGCCAGUAUGGGCAGCAGUAUACUCAACAACCGGCCUACCCUGGCAGGCAGGCUUCUCUUGGGCCAGGGGUUCCGCCCCCACAAGCUCCGCAAGCUCCGCAAGCCCCGCAAGCUCCGCAAGCCCCGCAAGGGUAUGGCGGAGGGUAUAACGACAGUGCUAUCAGGGCAUGGGCCCAGGGAGGAGAUUACAGGGGGAGCAAUGGCGGAUACGAAAGGGGCUAUUGA
Cryptococcus wingfieldii CBS 7118 is the source of this 5547-nucleotide messenger RNA. RefSeq lists its product as hypothetical. Gene Ontology annotation, molecular function: guanyl-nucleotide exchange factor activity. The transcript is spliced from 14 exons. The record is from RefSeq and is a predicted model, not a curated record. The coding region runs from base 1 to 5547 and encodes 1848 amino acids. Lineage: Eukaryota; Fungi; Basidiomycota; Tremellomycetes; Tremellales; Cryptococcaceae.